Molecule: messenger RNA, 672 nt
Organism: Carya illinoinensis
Lineage: Eukaryota; Viridiplantae; Streptophyta; Magnoliopsida; Fagales; Juglandaceae
Exons: 1
Coding region: 1-672 (223 amino acids)
Molecular function (GO): RNA-DNA hybrid ribonuclease activity; nucleic acid binding
Source: RefSeq, a predicted model, not a curated record
AUGGCUUGUGUAAUGCGUAGGAUAUGGUUUAGGAGGAACUACUGGGUUUUUGAAAACAUUUUUAGGGAGCCCAGAUGUGUCAUGAGGACUGCAGUGGAGGGAUAUAAGGAGUAUAUAGCAGCCCAAGAACAAAGGGGGUGCAUGUUUCGGCAGACUGUGAGUUGUAAUAGGGAAGAGAGGUGGACAAAACCUGUGGGUCAAUGGGUUAAAGUAAAUUGGGAUGCGGCAGUAAGGAUUGAUCUGAAUAAAGUAGGCAUCGGGGUGGUUGUAAGGGAUGAGGAGAGGGAGGUUCUGGCUUCUCUUUGUAAGGUGGUGGACUGCCUGCAUGAUCCUUCUGUAGGGGAAGCGUUGGCACUGAAAAGAGCAGUGCAGUUUUGUGAUGAGCUCGGCUUCUCUAACGUUGUUCUUGAAGGGGAUGCACAAGUCAUAGUGAAAGCAGCCAACAACAGGGAGGAGCUAUACACGGCUUAUGGAAAUGUAAUGGAGGAGGUAAGGGGUUUUUUGAAAAUGAGGGAAUCUUGGAAGAUACAGUUUAUACAUAGAGAGGCAAAUAAUGUUGCCCAUAUACUUGCAAAAAAUGCUUUUAAUUACACAACAGAGAGGGUCUGGAUUGAAGAGGGCCCGAUAGAGAUACUACAUGUACUGCAGAAAGAAAAAUUUUGUAAUAGCUGA